Molecule: messenger RNA, 1093 nt
Organism: Musa acuminata subsp. malaccensis (wild Malaysian banana)
Lineage: Eukaryota; Viridiplantae; Streptophyta; Magnoliopsida; Zingiberales; Musaceae
Source: RefSeq, a predicted model, not a curated record
CUCUCUCUCUCUCAAAAGAAGGUUCCCGGACUCCAAAGCAGACCAUUGAGCUUACGGAGGCCAGCGCAGUGGCUUCUUUUACGUGCCCUCGGUAGCGCGAUUCAUACCGCAGCGAUCUGGUCCCCCGCCGGCGAUUGAGAAGGUGCAGGACUCUGGUAGCCGAUCUGGGAGGUGUUCGCCAUGGCGUUAGCCGAAGUCAAGGCGGGGACGGAGGGGAAGGGGUGGGGGAUUUGCCGGCUGCCUUUCUUCGGCGGCGGGGGCGGAGGUGAUGGAGGAUCGUCGUCCAACUCUUCGUCGACGUUCAUUUUGACGCAUAACCACCAUUACCGAUCGUCGGGGCAGGGCCAGACGGGGCAGGUGGAGGGAGGGGCCGCAGCGGCGCAGGCCGGAAGGCGCAGCUCCGGCGCCACCUCGGUCUCGUCGGUUGCCAGGUCGCUGCUGCCCACCAGACGCCGCCUUCGGCUCGAUCCGCCCACCAAGCUCUACUUCCCUUAUGAACCUGGAAAACAGGUGCGAAGUGCAGUCAGGAUUAAGAACACCAGCAAGUCGCAUGUGGCAUUUAAGUUUCAAACAACUGCACCAAAUUUGAUGAGCAGAAAGAUCAGGUUGCAGUAGAGCAAAUUCUGAGGGUUGUCUUCCUGGACCCAGAUCACCCCUGCCCUCAAAUGGAGAAGCUGAAGAGGCAACUGGCUGAGGCUGAGGCCGCGCUGGAGGCACGCAAGAAGCUCCCUGAAGACACAGGUCCUCGGAUUGUUGGAGAAGGACUGGUUAUUGAUGAAUGGAAAGAAAGAAGAGAACGAUAUCUUGCUCAGCAGCAGCAGGUGGAAGGGGUUGAUUCAGUUUGAAGUGUUGGCCAAAGAAAUUAGUCUGACAACUUAUCAGUGGGAGCUAUUCUGGCUGCUAUAUCAGAUUAGUAGAAUUGUAAUUGCUGAAUGAUUGGCUAACAUCAUGAACGGGAGCUAUUCUGGCUGCUGUAUCAGAUUAGCUGAAUUGUAAUUGCUGAAUUAUAGGCUAACAUCAUGAACCAAGGAUACAAAACCAUUGUAGGGAAACCAUUGUUCUUUUGGCACACAACAAAUUAUCUUCAUGCCGU